This is a messenger RNA of Cryptomeria japonica (Japanese cedar), 1551 nucleotides long. RefSeq lists its product as uncharacterized. The coding region runs from base 1 to 1551 and encodes 516 amino acids. NCBI's taxonomy places the organism in Eukaryota, Viridiplantae, Streptophyta, Pinopsida, Cupressales, Cupressaceae. The transcript has 4 exons. The record is from RefSeq and is a predicted model, not a curated record.
AUGAGAAUUGCAACAGUGAAAAGAAUUCCUGAGAGCAUAAUUUUGGUAUCUAAAUGUGGGGAAUGGAUUCAAAAAGUAGAGAUAGAAAAAACUUUAACUCGAUGCCCAAGAUGUGGAAGCAAAUUCCACGGUGAGAAGGAAUGUAAAAUGUAUGUCAAAAAGGCAAGAAUUGUUCUACAAAAACCUAUACAGACAUGGAGAAGAAAAAGAGAGGAAAGCAAGAAAAUGGUUGAGCUUCAAGGAAACAAAAUAAAUAAGGAAGAUGUACAAACACAUAUGAAAGAAGGUAAAGAAUUGGAAAUAUUGCCAUUGUUAAAUGAAGGCGACAAGGAGAACAUGAUGGAAAAUAUGGAGAUAGCAAAAGAGAAAGAUGGGGGGAAUAAGGGUAAGGAAACUAAUUUUGAAUCUUUGGAAGGAAACAUAAUUGGUAGUAGCAACAAUACAGAGGAGGAUUGUAGAGGUAUAUCUUCGAGAGAUAAAGGAUUGUUAGAUACUAAAUUUGAUUAUGAAAGAGGUUCAGAUGAUGAACUUUUUCAAAAUGACAAACUGGGGAGUGUGAGGAAUCUGCUGGACAUUAUUGACAACAAGAUUACGGAGGAGGAUAAUUCUAUGCUAAUGGCUCCAACUACAAAGGAUGAAGUCAAAAGGGCUACAUUCGCAUUACAUCCACAUAAGGCUCCUAGACCAGAUGGGGUGACAAUGGAAUUCUAUCAGAAGUGUUGGAAGUUCAUGGGUAAGGACAUAUGGUUGGUGGUGGAGGAAUUUCGCAGGAAAGAGCAACAUGGAUUCACCCCCAGCAGAGAAAUUGCAGAUAGUAUAAUCACAGUUGCUGAAACCAUGCAUUCGAUGAAAAUGAGCAAAAUGUGGAUAAAUUGUAUAAAGCAUUGUGUUACUUCUAUUUCAUAUUCUAUUAUUGUAAAUGGAUCUAUAGAUGGUUUUUUCCAAGCUACAAAUGGUCUCAGACAAGGUGACCACUUGUCUCCAUUUUUAUUUGUAUUAAUGGCCAAAAUUCUGGGAAGAAACAUUAAAAAACUUGUAGAAACGGGACUAUGGAAAGGUGUUCUCAUCCAUGGUAGCAUUGAUCCAAUUUCCCAUUCUCAAUUCGUUGAUGAUACAGUUCUUUUUGGGGAGGCCUCGGAGAAGGAAGCUAUGGCAAUGAAGUUGUUACUGAGUGAUUACGAAAAAGGAUCGGGACAGAGAAUGGAUAUUGAUAAGUCUUUGAUAUAUUUCUUUAAUACUAAUAUAAGGAUGCAAAGUAAGAUUGGUGAGAUUUUGGGAUUUUUGACUGGCAGUUUUCCUAUGAAGUAUUUAGGGGUGCAACUAGAUCCUGGCAGAUAUCAAAAUAGAAUGUGGGAGGAAUUGAUUAACAAAUAUCAAGCAAAGGCAUCUUCAUGGAAGAACAAAUGGUUAACACAAGUAGGGAGAAUUCAAAUGAUUAAAUAUGUUUUAUCAGUGAUCCCUAUUUACCAUAUGUCAUGCUUCAGACUAUCCUAUAAAGCUGCAAAAGAGCUAGACAGUUUGCUUAAAAAGUUCCUAUGGGAAGGGGCAUAG